Messenger RNA from Macadamia integrifolia, 1317 nucleotides. Its product is annotated as serine/arginine-rich-splicing factor SR34-like. NCBI's taxonomy places the organism in Eukaryota, Viridiplantae, Streptophyta, Magnoliopsida, Proteales, Proteaceae. The transcript has 14 exons. The record is from RefSeq and is a predicted model, not a curated record. Bases 145 to 1050 code for a protein of 301 amino acids. Gene Ontology annotation, cellular component: ribonucleoprotein complex; cytoplasm; nucleus. Gene Ontology annotation, molecular function: mRNA binding.
UAAACAAGCGGUGGCCUCCAUCGUUUGAUGGUCCUAUUUUAUCAUCAGCCGAGAAGGUAAAACACCUAAACCCUCGAAUCUUCCCCCACAUUCGUGCUGGUUCUCGCUCACCGUCUCUACUAUCCUCUGUUCCUGUGGACAACAAUGAGCGGCCGUUCAAGUCGAACCCUUUAUGUUGGUAAUCUCCCUGGUGAUAUUCGCGAGCGGGAAGUGGAAGAUCUGUUCUACAAGUAUGGACCUAUUGUUGACAUUGAUUUGAAGAUCCCACCAAGGCCUCCGGGCUAUGCUUUUGUUGAGUUUGAAGAGGCUCGUGAUGCUGAAGAUGCUAUUCGUGGUCGUGACGGAUAUAACUUUGAUGGACACCGUUUACGUGUGGAGCUGGCACAUGGUGGGCGAGGGCACUCCUCAUCAAUAGAUCGUCGUAGUAGUUACAAUGGUGGGGGUGGCCGCGGUGGUCUCUCUAGGCACUCGGAUUAUCGUGUGUUGGUCACUGGGUUACCUUCUUCCGCCUCAUGGCAAGAUCUAAAGGAUCAUAUGCGUCGAGCUGGAGACGUUUGCUUCUCUCAGGUGUUCCGUGAUAGUGGUGGUACCACUGGAAUUGUGGAUUAUACCAACUAUGAUGACAUGAAAUAUGCAAUCAGGAAACUUGAUGACUCUGAAUUUCGAAAUGCAUUUUCUCGGGGAUAUAUACGGGUGAAAGAGUAUGACUCGAGACGGAGCUUGUCUAGAAGCCGUAGUCGUAGUCGUUCCUACUCAAGAAGCAGGAGCCCUAGCCGUAGUCGUAGCUACAGUCGAAGCCGCAGCCCAAGCAAAUCACCGAAGGUCAAAUCUUCACGCCGUUCUCCAUCUAGAUCUCGCUCAAGAUCUGUUUCUUCCCGUUCUCGUUCAGGGUCAAGGCCACGCUCUGCGUCAAGAUCAAGAUCAAGAUCCAAAUCUCCAUUAGCAUCUCCUCCUCGCCCCAAGCGUGUGAGUAAAAGCCCAAAGAGCCGGAGCCGGAGCCUGAGUCGCAGCAGGAGCUUGUCUCGGUCUCGGUCUCUGUCUCCUGUAUAGUACUUCCCUGGUAAGAUCUAAUCGUAUAUGAUUAGUUGAUGAUGAUGAUGGAGACUCUUUCUGGUGAUGUAGUUUCAUGCUUCAUAAGAUGGUGGGGAACAGAGUGGGAAACAUGGACAGACUGAUUUGGACUAUUUUAAAUUUGUUGUAGUAGUCUGAUAGAACCAUAAUGCAUAUCUACUAGAAUGUUAUUUUGUAUGUUUUGAAUUAUUCAUUAUUACUUGGAUAUCAUGACUGCUAUUUUCAAAAUUUAUGGUCAUUUCUAUA